CUAGUGCUGAUCUCUCGUGGCGGUGCGGUGGUUUACCGCCCUCGUGGGAGCCCGAGGCUCCAGAGUAGCCCCCUCCCCUUCCUGGGCUUCCCCGUGGCUACUUCCCGGUCGGCCCCGGGGCUUGAGCAGCGAUGGCGGGCUGCAUCCCUGAAGAGAAAACUUACCGGCGCUUCCUGGAGCUAUUCCUGGGUGAGUUUCGUGGACCCUGCGGCGGCGGCGAGCCGGAGCCGGAACCCGAACCCGAGCCCGAACCCGAACCCGAACCCGAGUCGGAGCCUGAGCCCGAACUGAUAGCGGCUGAGGCAGCCGAGGGUUCUUUGGUCGAAGAGCCUGGGGAGGAGGAGGCGGCCACGGUAGCCACGACGGAGGAGGAGGAGGAGGAGCAAGAGCAGGACCAAGACCCCGAGCCCGAGGAGGAGGCUGUGGAAGAGGAGGUGGAGGAGGAGGCGGCGGCAGCGGCGGAGGGCGAGGAGGACGAGGCUGAGGCAGCCCCGGGGCAGUCGGCCGUGCCGCCGCCGCCGCAGCCCCAGCUGCCGCCGCUGCCCCCGCUCCCGCGGCCGCUGUCGGAACGCAUCACCCUGGAGGAGGUGGAGGGCGAGAGCCUGGACCUGUGCCUGCAGCAGCUCUACAAAUAUAAUUGCCCUUCCUUUUUGGCUGCUGCUUUAGCCAGAGCCACAUCAGACGAAGUCCUGCAGAGUGAUCUUUCUGCACAUUACAUCCCAAAGGACACAGAUAGCACAGAAGGGACUGUGGAGAUUGAGACGGUGAAAUUGGCCCGUUCUGUCUUCAGCAAGCUCCACGAGAUCUGCUGCAGCUGGGUGAAGGACUUCCCUCUGCGCAGGAGACCCCAGCUUUACUAUGAGACAUCCAUCCACGCAAUCAAAAACAUGCGCCGGAAAAUGGAGGACAAACAUGUCUGCAUUCCUGACUUUAAUAUGCUCUUCAACCUGGAGGACCAGGAAGAACAAGCUUACUUUGCAGUGUUUGAUGGCCACGGAGGAGUGGAUGCUGCGAUUUAUGCCUCUGUCCACCUGCACGUUAAUUUGGUACGCCAGGAGAUGUUCCCCCAUGAUCCUGCUGAGGCCCUGUGCCGGGCCUUCCGGGUCACUGAUGAGCGGUUUGUGCAGAAAGCAGCCAGGGAGAGCUUAAGAUGUGGGACCACAGGAGUGGUGACUUUUAUCAGAGGCAACAUGCUACACGUGGCCUGGGUGGGCGACUCCCAGGUUAUGCUGGUGCGGAAGGGCCAAGCUGUGGAGCUGAUGAAGCCACACAAACCAGACAGAGAGGAUGAAAAGCAGCGAAUUGAAGCCCUUGGAGGUUGUGUAGUCUGGUUUGGUGCCUGGAGAGUGAAUGGAAGUCUAUCAGUCUCCAGAGCUAUUGGAGAUGCUGAACAUAAGCCAUACAUCUGUGGGGAUGCAGAUUCUGCCUCUACUGUGUUGGAUGGAACUGAAGACUACCUCAUUCUGGCCUGCGAUGGCUUCUAUGACACCGUGAACCCUGAUGAGGCAGUAAAAGUUGUAUCUGACCACCUGAAGGAGAAUAAUGGAGAUAGCAGCAUGGUUGCCCACAAAUUGGUGGCGUCAGCUCGUGAUGCUGGGUCAAGUGAUAACAUCACUGUCAUUGUGGUAUUCCUGAGGGACAUGAACAAAGCUGUAAAUGUUAGUGAGGAAUCAGAUUGGACAGAGAACUCUUUUCAAGGAGGGCAAGAAGAUGGUGGGGAUGAUAAGGAGAAUCAUGGAGAGUGCAAGCGGCCUUGGCCUCAGCACCAGUGCUCAGCACCAGCCGACCUAGGCUAUGAGGGGCGCGUGGAUUCGUUCACUGAUAGAACUAGCCUGAGCCCAGGGUCCCAAAUCAACGUGCUGGAAGCCCCAGGCUACCUAGAUCUCACACAAAUAGAAGCAAGCAAACCUCACAGUGCUCAGUUUUUGUCACCAGUUGAGAUGUUUGGUCCUGGUGCGAUAAUGGAGAAAAAGUCAGUUCAAUCAUCACUGCCUGAACGGAGUGGUCCUGGAGUGUGUCCUCCUUCCUUUAAUGUGGGUUCCACAGGGCAGCAGACACACGGGAUGGAGAGUCUGUCUCCGGUCUGUUCUAGGUCGGGACACGAACAGUUCAAGUUCCCGGGAAAGAGAGUUUCUAGAUUAUCUCAUUUACUCUAUCACUACUCAAAGAGGCGGCAUGGAUUCAGGUUUAAUCCAAAGUUUAGUUCAUUCCUCUCUGCGCAAGAGCCUUCCCACAAAGUAGGCACUAGCCUGUCCUCACUUAUUCGAAGUGGAAAGAGAAAUAGGAUGUUAAGAAGUUCUCUGCCAUGGAGGCAGAAUACUUGGAAAGAGUACAAUGAAAACCUGAGGAAGCUCAGAAAGAGUAAUGACAUUACACACCCAGGUCUUCCUGGGAGCUGUAAAAUAUAACACAUUCUUUAGAGUAGGCUAGCUAGCUCUCCCCCGGUAAAAACACCACUGUCAGAGUAGAAACAAGGUAGACAUUUCUGAAAUAUGUGUUCACUAUGAAACCAUGGAUGGUUCUGUUCUUAAAUGUAAAUAGAUACCUAGAAAACUCAGUAUUUUCAAUUUAAAUAAAAGUAUUGGCGGUUUCACUAGCGAAAUCACACAGCCGACCCGUGAUGUAUCUCUCCACAUCCACAUAUAGCCACCGCCCCCCGCCUCUCUCACCACUAGUGGAAGCUUGUGAAUGACUUCUUUUUGUCAGGAUGUAGUGUUGAAAUCUCAACACAGUUGAAAUCGGGUCUGAUGUGCCUAAUAUUAUCUUUGCAAAACUUAAUGCAGACUUAAGAUUUAGUUGGGGAAUGUUCCUCAAAAGACUCGAGGGGAACCCUUUGCCUCCCCCUUUUUUCAUAAGUAAAGACUAAAAGCCAUAUGGGUUUUAACUGGUAACAAUGAAAGUAAAACCUAGUAUAAAAAUGUCAUAUUCUCAGGCUUGUGAGGUGGCAUAUAGUAAAAGACUGAUUUUUUUUUUCCUGUAACAUAAAAGACAAUAUUUUUUUGACUUAUUUCCUAGGGCUGUAGCUAUUUGGGAGUUUCAUAAUCUGUUAUGGUGCUUUCGGCGGAAUUUUUAUUAUUUGUCAUUUUAGAAGACCUUUGCCAACUGGUUUUAACCAAUGAUGCUAACAUGUUCUUCACUGUACCUUCAUCUCAGGAAUAAAACUGGUUUAAUGGAGAUGAUGUCAGGUACAAAUAUACUAGAUAGAAUCAAAUGGCCAUUUAAAAAGAAAAUUGAAUAGCAUUCCUAUUUUUUCUGCCUUUAAUAAAAAGUCACAGACAGCAGAGGCAUAGGAGGGGGAACCCCAAAACCAAGAAUUGAUUAAAAGUUGUGUAUUCUUAUAUAUUUAAAAACUAUGUUUUAUUGAUUAUGCUGUUACAGCUGUCCCAAUUUUCUCCCUUUGCCCUACUCACCCAGCAGCCCCCAACUUUGUCCAUGUCCAUGGGUCACAUGCGUAAGUUCUUUGGCUGCUCCAUUUCCUAUACUGUACUUUAUACAUCCCCGUGGCUAUUCUGUGACUACUGUUUGUACUUCCUAAAACCCUCACCUUUUUACCCAGUCCUCCAAAUUGUCUUCCCAUCUGGCAACCAUCAAAAUGCUCUAUGUAUCCAUGAUUUUCUUUGUUCUUGUUUGCUUGGUUUGUUGACAGGUAUGUAUUUAUUGCCAUUUUAUUUGUUCAUAGUUUUGAUGUUUUUCUUAAAUAAGUCCCUUUAACAAUUUGUGUAAUAAUGGUUUGGUGAUGAUGAACUCUUUUAGUUUGUCUGGGAAGCUCUUCAUGGGCCCUUCAAUUCUAAAUGAAAGCUUUGCUGGGUAGAGCAGUCUUGGAUGUAGGUCCCUCCUUUUCAUGACACUGAAUAUUUCUUGCCAAUCACUUCUAGCUUCCAAAGUUUGAGAAAUCACCUGACAGUCUUAUGGGAACUCCUUUGUAGGUAAUUUCUUUAAUCUUGCUGCUUUUAAGAUUUUCUUUUGAUCUUUAACCUUCGGCAUUGUAAUUCUGAUGUGUCUUGGAGUGGGCCUCUGCAUUCCCCUUGUUUGGGACUCUGUGCUUCCUGGACUUGCUGUCUAUUUCCUUCACCAAAUUAGGGAAGUUUUCUUUCAUUAUUUUUUCAAAUAGAUUUCUAGGUUCUUGCUUUCUCUUCUUCUGGCACCACGAUGCGAAUGUUGGAACACUUAAAGUUGUCUCAGAGACUCCUUAAACUAUCCUUGUUUUUUGGGCUUCUUUACUUCUUGGUUAUUUUUUGCUCCCUUAUAUUCCAAAUCAUUAAUUCUCAGCUUUAUCCACUCUACUAUUGAUUCCCUGUAAUGUUAUUUAAAUUAGUGUGUCCUUCAUUUCUAAAUCUUUUUUAUGCUGUUGAGAUACUAAGUUCCUUGAGCAUCCUUAUAAUCAGUAUUCUGAAGUCUGUAUCUGAUACAUUGCUUAUUUCCCUUUUAUUUAGUUCUUUUUAUGGAGGUUUUUUUUUCCCCAUUUGGGCCAUGUUCCCAUAUCUCAUUUUGGCAGCCUCCCUGUGUUUGUUUCUAUGUAUCAGGGGGAACUGCUAUGUCUCUGUCUUGGUAGUUUGACCUAAUGUUGUAGGUGUCCUGUAGGGUCCAGUGGCACAGCCUCCCCUAUCACCCAAGCUGGGUACUCGAGGUGUGCCCUCUGUGUGGGCUGAGUACACCCUCCUCCUGUAGUUGAGCCUUGGUUGCUGUUGGCAGGUCAAUGGGAGGGACUUACCCAGGCCAGUCACCUGCAAGGAUUGGCUGUGCCUAGUGACCACCAACCUCCUCCCUCUGUGGAGGGUCUGCUGUGCAGGGGCAGGGUGGUGGUGCUCCAGUGUGGUCUGUAGCUGCCCACUGGGUGCACAGGCUUUGCGGUUCCCCAGUGGUGCAGGCCAAAGUCAGCCCCCAGUUAUGUUCUGCCCGGGGCCACCCACCAUUAACUAUAAAGCAAUCUGCAGAUGGCUGCUCUUUGUGCUGGGCUUGGAAGUUCCCAGGUAAAGCCAAGCUGUGAAACUUGACUGGCUGCUUGCUGCUAGUGUGGGGCCUAUGGCCACUUAGCAAGAGGUACAGGGACAGGGGCUCACUGAGGCUGGCUGUUGCUCUUGUGAAUGGAUUUAAAAGGAUGUGAAGGAUGAGCCAAGACCAGCCAUUCAUAUGGAAAAGCCACUGUUAACAGAACUGGGUGGGACAGAGCCUCAGGGAAGCACCAGGCAGGGCAAACAUUGUUAACCAGGUUGAUGGAGUCUCACAUAUUCCUGCCAACCAGCUUUGUGGUUCUGUGGGAUGAGGGUUCAGGAAAGGAACAAUGCUCUCUGCCCACUGUUCUCUCUGGAAACAGCAGUCCCCCAGAUCUCAUCCCGAGGCCAGACACUUUAGUUCCUCCCCACAUGCCACUGGUGCCUUUCAAGCUGCUUCCCUGGUGCUGAAGCCCAGAGGGAGUCUUAAGUCUGUGUGUGGGUUCUUUAAGAGGAACUGCUUAGGAAUCUAGCAGUUUCUUCCAUAGGCUCAAUCCCCACUGGUUUUUACAGCCAGAACUUAUGGGGACUUACCUUCCUGGCACUGGAACCGUGGGCUGGGGUACUGGUGUGGGGCUGGGACCCCUCACAGGAUAUCCCUCCCAAAUUUUUAUCCACCACACAUGGUUUAGGGACCAGCCCGUUCCAUGUCCGUACACCUCCUACCAGUCUGGAUGAAUGUGGUUUGUUUAAUUCCAUAGUUGUCAGACUUCCACUCAAUUUGAUUUCUGUUGGGUAUGAGUGAUGACUGUUCUAGUUUAGUUGUAAUUUUGGUUGUGAGGAGGCAAGCUGUGUUUAUCUACACCUCCAUCCUGACCAGAUUUCUCUAUUAUGUUUAAACUUCAGUCACCUUCAAAAUACUUCUUCAUUUGAUCAAUAACACCUAUCAAGACUUUUUCCACUGCUCAGAAAAGAUUCAGAACUUGUUGAUUUUGAUGCCUUUUAGUACUUCUGCUGGCAAAAUGUUUCCGUUUGAGGACCUUUUUAUCUGGGGAAAUGAACAGGUGCUAGGGGCAAACUGGGUGAAUAGGGAGGGUGGAGCACAACGGUUAGGCCAUUUUUGGUCAAAAACUGCUGAACACACAGCCCGGUGUGGCCAGGUGUGCUCAUGUCACCCAUCAUGAAAUAGGUAAGUGCACUGAGUCUUCGAAAAAAUUCACUGAAGCUGAAUGCAGCUUCUCACAAGGCCAGCUAGUGCAUGGAUACAGAUGGGUUCCUGGAACACUCACCUAGCGGGGGAAGCCCAUACUACAAGGGGCCCAUCCUCCAGAAGAUAAGUCUGGUUUUGUGCCCCCUUUUGCAAACCACUGUAAAGUAAGUGGCUUUGGAAAGUGAAAAGUAACUAGUUUCAACUUAUCUAAAACUGUUUCCCACAAGGGAAUGAAUUGGUGUGAAACAGGCUGAAAGCACUCGCUUAAAGUGGGCCCAGAGGCUGAGGCCAAGUCCAAGGGAGACUACAGCUGACUGAGACUGAGGUCUGCUUAGCUGGAAACAGACAUGCAACUUCAGCCCGCAGAGACAGGACAUGGGUUUUUCAUCUCUAUAUUUAUUUGUACUUGAUAUGUUAAAAUUAUUUCUGCCAUUUUUGCAGUUUCAAGUUAGAGGCAUAUCUUCAAUUAAAUACAGCAAAUAAACUAAUAGGUUCAUUUAGUGAAGCAGUCUCUGAUUCUGAGGUCCAUGAAUGUCUCCACGUGACAUUUUUUUUACCCUUCCUGGUCAACCACAGACCAGCCACGGCACUGGACGGGGUGCACCUGCUGCCUAACGUGUUUUCACAUAACAAUACAAAUACUUUGUCCCCAGAUCCCCAAAGUAGGACUAAAAUUCCUGGAUUUCAAAAACAGGACUGUAGCAUUCUUUGGGUAAAAGGUUUCACUUUACCAAUGACCAGAUCAUUAAUCUACAGAUUUUAUUUUUAAAAUUUGGAUCCAAGUAGAGAUUUUCAGUGUUUGUUUUCUCAAAGCCUGUGACACAGGCUGAGAAGGAGUGAACGUGGCCCCGACUGUAGGACAGAGUCGUUGCCCCAGCCCGAUGCUUCACCCACACGGACCGCGCUCACACCUUUCAUUUUCUCAAGUCCAGAUCUUGUUAAUAACCAUCAGGUGCAGUGUCAAUGUCAAAUAAAAUUAUCCAAUAAGGAAACAAGAAAACAGGGACAGAAUACUGGUAUAUUACAGUCCAAAGCAUUUAGCUAAGUUAAAAAAAUAUUUUAAAGAUUUUCCAGUUAUCUAUAGCUAAUGUUUUUUAUCAGAAUAAAAAAAGUGAAAGGAAAGAAGGUACAAAUGAUUUUUUUCUUCAGUUGGGAGAAAUGGUUGGAUGGAAUUGGGAUGAACACAGACCACAUCUUCAAGGGUCUGCAUCUUGUAGGUCUGACUAUGUAAGCAGUGUGAACUCCAUUCUCAUACCAGUAGCCCUCUAGAAAAUAAAGCAAAGUAGUACUAGUCUGACCAAGUUGUAACAUGACAUUGUAAAAAAUAGCCAAUUUUCAUUUGUCCACAACAUGCAUAUUUAAUAGGUACCAUUUGUAAGGUAAUUCCUUUAAAACUCUAGAAUACAUAUUAAAGUAGUGGUUAUUGGUCUGAUAUAUGCUGCUCUUGGUUCUAUAAACUAGAUAAAAGCAGUGCUUUGUGAAAUGCAGUGUUAUAUCUUAAUGCCACUGGUGAUAGAAAGUAGUUCCCUUCAAUUCAAGUCCUGUGCCCUUAUUUGCUGCUUGCUGAUGUAAGCAAUAAGUACCCUCUAAUGGUUUCUACACAUUUCUGUAACUUGUACUUAAUGAUGGUGUAUCUGGUGAUUGUAAAAAUAUUAGAUAGAUAUAAAAGUAUCUAUAUAAUAUAUAUUAACUGUUAAUGCUGAGGUAUAGUCUGUGAAUUAUGUGUUUUGUACUUUUACUCACUGUGUAAUUUAGUGGUGGUGAAAGUUCUACACUCAGUCUUUUAAAAGUGGCAGUAUCCCUUUUUGAAUUUAAAAUGAUCUGCAUCAACCUGUUUGCCUGCUAAAGUUUUGUUAGAAUAGGAAAUAGUAAAACAAAUACAAACAAGAAAGUAUAGUGUUGGUUAGGGAAACACAAUUUAAGUCACCAAGUAAAGUAAUCACAACUCCUCGUACACUCACUGGGAGUCUCAAAGGGAACCCGCCCUAACCUGCUCACUUCCCGGAGGGGUACUGUGAUACUGUGCAGGGAGACCUGAGGUUGAGCAGCAGUACUGCACCGAACGCCCCAUCCCCGUUAGGUCUGUACUGAAGAGGAUGGAGAAACACACGUGUGGGUAUCUUUUCUUUCCAGAGAAGUACCAUCCACUAUCCUGGAAUUAAUAAAAUUAAAAUUACUGUUGCAUUUCAUUUAAGAGGAUCCUUGAAAGUAAACCCCUUUUCCAGGGACAAUAUCAACAAUGUUAGUGUCAACACUGAGUUUGGUUCUGACCACAUUUAUAGUGGUACAAUGUCUGUGUGGUGGUACAGUGUCACAUUGCAUCUCCAUGACAACCACCCUCCAUUGUUGGAACACUGUGCCAGUAAGAAGUGCCAUUUCCAACAGGCAGAUGAAAAUGAUGCAGAAAGAUCGGUGUUUACAGAUAAAACUGCUGUGGUUCAAUACUUCCUUCCCCACCAAAGGCUGGUCAAGGCUCUGUAAGAAAGUGAUCUAAAACAUAAAACAGCAUUUUGAUGUUUAGGCAUAAUUUCGUCACUCAGUGGUCAUUCUGACUUAUGGCCAUAAAAGGUGAUAGACCCCACCUCUUCUCACCUGUGAGCAGCUUGGAUGGUUUUUUCAAAAUAAGAUAUCGCCAGUAUUAUAACACGACUGUUUUCCAGACAAAUGGUACUGUGUGCAAAAAUAACUGUUACUUCUUCUAGCAGCAUUUUAUCUCCUAUUUUGAGGAUUGUUUAUUGUACUAAUUAGGAAAUAUGACGUGAGAUAGGCUCUCCAGACUGACACAGCACUUGUUCUGGAAAAGGAACUACUCUGAUGAACUCUGAUGCGUUAGGUCACCCCAGAUACACUGCUGGUAACUUGCUACAGGUGCUCUUCGGUGAAGGACAGGCCGUGUUCUCUUGUUCAUGACCUUUCUCUGCAAAGCAUUCUCUACAGAGUGAAGCGAAUGAAGUCAAUCAUUCCUUGCCCAGUAAAUUUAUCAGUUUAUGAACCUGCUCUACAUCUCACUCUUGAGUUCAUGAAGAAUCCUUUGUAUUUUAUUAAAACUGUUCAUUCAGGUAAGAAGUAUGUUGAAAUUUUGCCACUAUCUUA
Molecule: messenger RNA, 9234 nt
Organism: Artibeus jamaicensis (Jamaican fruit-eating bat)
Lineage: Eukaryota; Metazoa; Chordata; Mammalia; Chiroptera; Phyllostomidae
Gene: PPM1E
Product: protein phosphatase, Mg2+/Mn2+ dependent 1E
Exons: 7
Coding region: 132-2408 (758 amino acids)
Biological process (GO): negative regulation of protein kinase activity; protein dephosphorylation
Molecular function (GO): cation binding; protein serine/threonine phosphatase activity
Source: RefSeq, a predicted model, not a curated record